Darwinula stevensoni is the source of this 288-nucleotide messenger RNA. The record is from the annotation of a GenBank genome assembly. NCBI's taxonomy places the organism in Eukaryota, Metazoa, Arthropoda, Ostracoda, Podocopida, Darwinulidae.
AUGAUCCUGCACAAGAGGAUCGAAGAGCUCCAAGAUAGUCUGAGUCUCCUGAAGAAGAAGGAAGAAGUGCUGAUCAAGGAGAAUACUUCCUUGAAGGAGAAACUGCAGACCGAGUCUGAGGCACUGAAGAAUGAAAAGGAAAAGACAAUGGAUUCGAUGAAGUUGAAGGCCAAGCAUGAGGCUACCGUAGAAUUAUUAGAUUCACAGUUGCGGGAGUUCGAACGACGAAAGAUGGAAGACGCCAAGUGCAAUAUCGAACACCUCAAUCAACGUUUCGGGGAGGUCUAG